Molecule: messenger RNA, 5009 nt
Organism: Salvelinus fontinalis (brook trout)
Lineage: Eukaryota; Metazoa; Chordata; Actinopteri; Salmoniformes; Salmonidae
Gene: brf1a
Product: BRF1 RNA polymerase III transcription initiation factor subunit a
Exons: 20
Coding region: 294-2309 (671 amino acids)
Biological process (GO): DNA-templated transcription initiation; transcription by RNA polymerase III; transcription preinitiation complex assembly
Cellular component (GO): nucleus; transcription preinitiation complex; transcription factor TFIIIB complex
Molecular function (GO): TBP-class protein binding; RNA polymerase III general transcription initiation factor activity; RNA polymerase III type 3 promoter sequence-specific DNA binding
Source: RefSeq, a predicted model, not a curated record
UCCCAAGCAUGAAAACGCACAUGUGGGUUUGGCAAUGAGGUUACAAGAAGGAUUGCAUGCAUGGUAGUCUUUAGCUUGUUACCCAAUUACAGUAUAUAAUGUGUGGUUAAGAAUCCAAAUAACAGUACAAGUAGGCCAUAUACAUUGUCUAGUCACUACAAAACAUUUAAAUAGAUUUAGCUGACGCACUGGCUUGGAAAUCUACUCGGGAGACUUGCUAUCAGCUAAAGUUUGCUAGCUACAUCGCUGUCAGCAGCAUCGCCUUUGAAUUGGCUGUGUGAGCAGACUUCACCAUGAGUUCAAGAGUGUGUAAGAACUGUGGGGGCACAGACAUCGAUGUGGACCAGGCCAGAGGCGAUGCCGUGUGCGUGGGCUGUGGCUCGGUUCUGGAGGACAACAUUAUCGUGUCAGAGGUCCAGUUCAUGGAGACAGGAGGGGGCGGCGCCUCUGCUGUGGGACAGUUUGUAGCUGGAGAUGCCUCUGGAAGGAACCCCACUUUUGGGGAAGGGCUCUAUACGGGCGUUGGAAGGGAGUCCCGGGCCCAGACCCUGCAGAACGGGAGACGUCAGAUCAACACGCUGGGCCACCAGCUGCAGCUGAACCAGCACUGCCUGGACACGGCCUUCAACUUCUACAAGAUGGCCGUGUGUAAACGCCUGACACGGGGCCGAAGGGUGGCCCACGUGGUGGCCGCAUGCCUCUACCUGGUCUGCAGGACGGAAGGGACACCUCACAUGCUGCUUGACCUCAGUGACCUCCUGCAGGUAAAUGUUUACGUCCUGGGUAGAACCUUCCUGGUCCUGGCCAGAGAGCUCUGCAUCAAUGCCCCCGCCAUAGACCCCUGCCUGUACAUACCUCGCUUUGCCCACAUGCUGGAGUUUGGAGAGAAGAACCAUGAGGUGUCCAUGACAGCACUGCGACUGCUGCAGAGGAUGAAAAGGGACUGGAUGCACACGGGACGGAGACCCUCAGGACUGUGUGGCGCAGCUCUGUUGGUCGCUGCUCGCAUGCAUGAGUUCCGCCGUACCAUCAAAGAAAUCAUUAGUGUAGUGAAGGUGUGCGAGGCCACACUAAGAAAGAGAUUGAAUGAGUUUGAGGACACGCCCACCAGCCAGCUGACCAUUGAGGAAUUCAUGAAAGUGGAUCUUGACCAGGAGUGUGACCCGCCCUCUUUCAUCGCCGGCCAGAGGAAGAAAAGAAUGAAGCUGCUUGAGGAAGAAUUGGAGAAGAAGAUUGACGAUGUUCAAGGUGAAAUCCAUGAGUACCAAGAUGAGAUUGAGAUGGAGCUGGAGCAGAGCCGGCCCAAGUUGAGAGGGAUGUACGCUUCCUGUGCAAAAGUUGGCCCCCAGGAGGAAGAGGAUGAUGAAAUAUCUCUUCCUGAUGGGGAGGAGAGGGAGGACGAGGAGCUAAAGGCUGUGGCCCAGCACCUCAAUAAGGAGCUUUGUGACCAGGUGAUCUCUGGAGAGGAGGAUGGAGAGGGGCAGGAGGAGAGACCUCCACGCAGAGGCCCAUCACUGGCCUCCCUCCUGGGGCCCAUGCCCACCGCAGCCAGCCUUGGCCUCCCAGAGUCUAUCAGCAAGUGCAUUGGAGAGGAGAAGGAGAACGAUGAGGAUGCUGAAAAUGGAGAGCUGGACUUGAGUGGUAUUGAUGAUGAUGAGAUUGAGCUGUAUCUCCUGAAUGACAAAGAGGUGAAAAUCAAGACUGAGCUUUGGCUGAAACAGAAUGAAGACUACUUGAAAGAGCAGAAAGAAAAGGAAGAGCGGAUAGUGAAAGAGAAGGAGCUGGGGAUUUACAAGGACAAGAAGCCCAAGAGCUCCAAGAAGCGGGCUCCGAUCCAUGCCAGCACAGCCGACGAGGCCAUAGAGAAGAUGCUGGAGCAGAAGAAGAUCUCCACUAAGAUCAACUACGAUAUCCUGAAGGAGCUGAAUGUCAAGCCAUGCGCCAGUCCAGCCCGCCAGACAGCAGAGUCUCCGAAAGGAGCCACCCCUGGAGCCCAGAGGCUGACUGGACGAUACCGCAAACCCACCAAUGUCCCUCUGAGCCUGGGCACACCACUCAGCACCCUGGGCAAGAGGUUACGGCCCUUCAUAUCAGCACACCCCCCUAAGAAGCUGGCUCUAGACCAGAUAGCCAGCCCCCUGCCAAUGGCCUCUGAGGUGUCGCCCCACUCUGUGCUGGUCGAGAGUGGGCCUGUGGUCUAUGACGAUGUGGCAGAUGAGGAAGAGGAGGAUGAGGAGGAGCCCUGCGUCAGCGCCAUGGAGCUGCUGGGAGGCAACGAGUAUGGAUGUGAAGAUGAUGAUGGUUUCUAGCACUACUGGGUUUGGCCUGUUUGUCUGGACCGUUGUGCUACUCCAACCCCCUGUCCCAUUUGGAGAGAUUGACUCAUUGAUUGAGAUGGCGGCGACAGCUUUCAUGCUCACAGAAUGGUGAAGAGGAUGGAAAUGAUGACAGGAGCCAUUUCUUCUCAGGAUAUCUCCUUUAUCUAGAUAAGAGGUUAUGGGUAAUAUUGAGCUGGAUCGAACAAAGAGACUAAACGUAAUGUUUCAUAUUCUACAUUUCACGUCACUCAAGUAUACACUACCAUUCAAAAGUUUGGGGUCACUUCGAAAUGUCCUUGUUUUUGAAAGAAAAGCACCUUUUCUUGCUUCUUUAAUCAGAACAACAGUUUUUAGCUGUGCUAACAUAAUUGCAAAACUGGUUUCUAAUGAUCAAUUAGCCUUUUAAAAUGAUAAACUUGGAUUAGCUAACACAAUGUGCCAUUGGAACACAGGAGUGAUGGUUGCUGAUAAUGGGCCUCUGUACGCCUAUGUAGAUAUUCCAUGACAAAAAUCUGCCGUUUCCAGCUACAAUAGUCAUUUAUAACAUUAACAAUGUCUACACUGUAUUUCUGAUUAAUUUGAUGUUAUUUUAAUGGACAAAAAAUAUGCUUUCCUUUUCAAAAACAAGGACAUUUCUUAGUGGCCCCAAACAUUUGAACGGUAGUGUAUGUUGUCUUUGCCUUAGCUUGUUAACCCCCCCCCCCCCCCCCCCCCCCCCCCCCCCAUCAUGGAUAAGUAUGUCUGUAAUUACAUGAAAGUGAAGUACACUACCUAAUGUGUUGGGAACAGUUACAACAGACCGGUAUUAGUCCAAUCAGUAUUUCAAAAAUCAUGGCUACACAUGAACAAAGUAUGAAAGCAGCUGUAUGCGAGCUUGCGUCUGAAGCCAAAGUAUUGCUAUGAUCAUGCCUUGAAUAUGUAAAAUCAUAUGGAGUAUGUUUCAGUUGAAAUGCUCAUGUUAAUCGAGGUGAUGAAGUUGCAUUCAGCCAAUGACAUUUAGUCUUGAAACCUGUAUUAUAGGAUUAGGUAAAUUUGAACUGGUAGCAUUUUGAUUUGGUUUUGGGUUUCUUUUUCAACAGCUGCUAUUUAUUUAAUGUGGUAUGAUUUCUCAUUAUUUGUUUUAUGGAGAAUUCUGCAAACUAUUUUGGACUGGAUAAUCACUAAAGUGUUAAAGCUGGAAUCCAUAGCGGUGAUACUGCCACGUCUGUGAGGUAUUACAACAACAAAGACAUUACUUCAAACAACACUUUUUUUCUUCUCGUAAAUCAUUGCACGUGCGAUAGAACAGCAUAGUAUGUACUACGAUUUAUUUAUUUUUUUACCAUGAUGCAGGAUUGCUUGUUGCGCCUACCGCACAUCUCAGCUUUAAUUAUACAUAAAGCUGCCAAAUAUAUUAAUUGUUGAUGAUGAACUAUGCAAUGUUAAACAUUCCAAAUGAAUGACAUUGCGUUAUGGUAUUAUUUUCUAAAUGCGCUUUAAUGAUUUUAUUUGUAAAAUGUUGACUAGGAGGAUUACUGUUGGUUUGUUCACUGUGUUGACACGUGUAUUUAGGAUGUGGCUAAUGUUCACAGCCUCUCCUUCCACUUUGCUGCUACUCUAUAUAGACGAGUUGGUUGAUUAGCAACAAAACCCUCGCGUGCAAAACUAUGGGGGAAAACAAGGUUGGCUUAGAUUGUUGACAACCUAUAUUUUGUCUACAGUGUUAUUGAAAACAUAAAUACAUUUGCACAAUGGGCACUACAUCAUUACAGUUGUUGGUUAGCUAGCUAGCACAUUUUUGGCCAUAUUAGCAUAGACGUGACAUCAGUGAAAACACCUAAAAACAAGACAUGGUAUCAAGAACGAAAUAAAACUAGCUAAACAAGCCACCGAAAUUUCCCCAAAUGGUAGUUUCUUGUCAUUGUUGCUAGUUAUCUGGCCAUCCAGAAUCACAACACACAGACUUCUGCCGCAUUUUCAAGUGUGCGCAUUGUUUUCGUGACGUCAACUAACCCGUCUGUGUUGAAGGUUACUUGUUUUGCAUUGGCUGUCUCAGUAAAGCUCCUACCAACAGGAAACGUUUGUUCUUAUUCUCUUUUCUAAUUUGUCUACUAUCAUCUUUUCGCUGUGUCUUGAUAUAAGUGUUAGAACUGCUUUUGACAUGAAUACAUGAAACAACCGGGUUUAGUGACCAUUCUCCUCUAACUGUGAAAUCAAAGUUAAAUGUUACAGUAACUUAGCUGCUGGCUAAAAGGCAUCCUCAACCUAGUAUCUCCAAUUGGAUAAAGCAAGGUUAAGAGAAGGACAAUGACCCAACACACCUCCAGGCUGUGUAAGGGCUAUUUGACCAAGGAGGGUGAUGGAGUUCUACAUCAGAUGACCUCGCCUCCAAAAUCACCUAACCUCAACACAAUUGAGAUGGUUUGGGAUGAGUUGGACCGCAGUGUGAAGGAAAAUCAGCCAACAAGUGCUCAGCAUAUGUGGGAACUCCUUCAAGACUGUUGAAAAAGCAUUCCUCAUGAAUGCCAAGAGUGUGCAAAGCUAUCAUCAAGGCAAAGGGUGACUACUUUGAAGGAUAUAAAAUAUAUAUUUUGAUUUGUUUAACACUUUUUUGGUUACUACAUGAUUCCAUAUGUGUUAUUUAAUAGUUGAUGUCUUCAGUAUUAUUAUACAAUGUGGAAAAUAGUAAAAAUAAAGAAACCCUUGAAUGAG